CAAUCAUGCUCAAUGGCUGCAUUCAUGGUCUCUCCACUGAAGACUCACACAUAGUUUCCACAACAUCACGGCAUGCAUUUGGGACUGUAGGAGUUACAGUCAUCAUAUUUAUAACCGGCUGCAUCAGUAUGCUAACAGUACUGGGCAACGUGCUGGUGCUUCUAUCAAUCAAAGUCAACCGCAACCUCCGAACCAUCAACAACUACUUCCUCUUCAGUCUGGCUUGUGCCGACCUCAUCAUUGGUGUAUUUUCCAUAAAUCUCUACACUGUGUAUGUUGUUAAGGGUUAUUGGCCCUUGGGACCACAGAUGUGCGACUUGUGGUUAGUUGUGGAUUAUGUGGUAAGUAACGCAUCUGUGAUGAACCUCCUCGUGAUCUGUUUCGAUCGCUACUUCUGCGUGACCAGGCCUCUUAGUUACCCGGCCGGGCGCACUGCGGGACGGGCGGGGGCGAUGAUUGCAGCGGCUUGGCUGCUGUCUCUCGUUCUCUGGGCUCCGGCCAUCCUAUUUUGGCAGACUGGGUGGGACGGUCGUAAGGUCCCAGAGCGCGAGUGCUACAUCCUGCUCCUCGCCAACCCUGCUGUAACCCUGGCAACCACCAUCCCUGCAUUCUACCUUCCUGUUAUAAUAAUGACCGUCCUGUACGCUCGGAUAUCCCUGGUCAGUCAAAGGCGAGUUUGUAAGCAGAAGACAAGUGGAGCAUUGGUAAACACAAACCCUGAUAUAGUAAAAGACAUUAAACUGGAUGAAUCUGACCUCAUCAGAAAGAUACGGGUCUGCAGUGUCCCUUCAAUAAAAGCUGGCAAAAUGGACAACUCUGCAAAUUUAAGCCUUGAUGACUCUGUGGAAGGAGUGGAUAGAAAACCAGAGAUUUUAGAGUGUAAGAUAUCUAGUACGCCAUUCAGAAACCAUACCACAGCUUGUAUGGUUCUCACAGAUGUCUCCAACUUGACUCGACGGAGAGCUCUGAGAGAGAGAAAGGUGACCAGGACUGUUUUUGCCAUCCUCCUGGCUUUCAUCUUCACCUGGACGCCUCAUAACGUCAUGGUGCUCAUUGGUACCUUCUGUCGCUGGUGUGUUCCUGAGGUUCUGUGGAUGGUGGGAUAUUUUCUCUGCUACAUCAACAGCAUGGUUAACCCUGUAUGCUACGCUUUGUGUAAUGACACUUUUAAAAGAACUUUCAAGCGAUUGUUAAUGUGCCAGUUCAAAAAGCUGAAUUUAAAAUGAGCCUAAAAACAACUUUUUAAGAAAUGAAUGAAUGAUUUUUUGUGAUGGUGAGGCAAUCUCACUUAAGCCAAAUGGGUUGUUUUUGGA
This is a messenger RNA of Paramisgurnus dabryanus, 1313 nucleotides long. It is a transcript of the gene chrm4b, whose product is annotated as cholinergic receptor, muscarinic 4b. The record is from RefSeq and is a predicted model, not a curated record. Gene Ontology annotation, cellular component: dendrite; plasma membrane; synapse. Gene Ontology annotation, biological process: chemical synaptic transmission; adenylate cyclase-inhibiting G protein-coupled acetylcholine receptor signaling pathway; G protein-coupled receptor signaling pathway, coupled to cyclic nucleotide second messenger. NCBI's taxonomy places the organism in Eukaryota, Metazoa, Chordata, Actinopteri, Cypriniformes, Cobitidae. Gene Ontology annotation, molecular function: G protein-coupled acetylcholine receptor activity; G protein-coupled serotonin receptor activity.